UUUGUCACCAUAUUUUACCAACAAGAUUAGUUAAUUAAAUUUUUAAAACAGUAUUGAAACAUACGAAAUUUAUAUUGUACAAAUACUGCAUAAUAACUUUUCAACUGUUAUAUUUGUUUAAAUAUUUUUUAAAAUGGGAAAAGGUUUCAACAAUUAUAUGUGCAAAAAAUUCUUUCAUCCUGCUUCAAGGGAUAAUCUUAAAAGAGUAUGGAUGGCAGAACAACAAGCUGAAGCAUAUAAAAAGAAACAAGAGGAGUUGAGGAAUCAGUAUGAAAAAGAACAAGAUUUACAUGAGAAUAAAGCAAUGCUGAGUAAAGAAUCCAAAGAUAAGUUGAGUAUGAAUUUCAUGUAUGAACCCCCACCGGGCAUUCGCAAAGAACGUGAAAAAGAUGAAAAUGAACCAGAGUAUAAAUUUGAGUGGCAAAGGAAAUACAAUGCACCCCGAGAAAGUUAUUGCAAAGGUGACACAGAAAUUCGGGAUCAACCCUUUGGAAUUCAAGUUAGAAAUGUUAGAUGCAUUAAAUGCCAUAAGUGGGGUCAUAUCAAUACUGAUAAAGAGUGUACGAUGUAUAGCAUUUCGAUGAGUGAAGCUCGAAAGAUUCACUCAGAACAAGAAGCCAAUUCAAUUAUGCAGAAGAAUAUUCUUGAAGAAAAAAUGAAAGAAGACGGUUUGGCCAUGAAAAAAAGUGCAAUGUCUUUACAAAGUUUACAAACAGAUUCAACACAUAAGCUAGUAUCGAGCGAAAGCGAAAAUGAAGCAAAAGUUGAAAACGAAUUUUUAAAAUCUUUAACCAAAGAACAAAAGUUAAAGUUACUGAAAAAACUUGAAAAACUGGAGAAAAUGAAAAAGAAGCAACGCAAACAUAAGAGAAAAACUUCUAACUCAUCAUCAUCCUCCUCUGAAAGAGAGCAUUCUAAAAAGAAGAAGGAUAAAAAGACGAAACGUCAUGAAAAGAGAAAACAUUAAAAGAAUGAAAAUUU
Condylostylus longicornis is the source of this 981-nucleotide messenger RNA. Its product is annotated as corepressor interacting with RBPJ 1. The transcript has 2 exons. The coding region runs from base 134 to 967 and encodes 277 amino acids. Lineage: Eukaryota; Metazoa; Arthropoda; Insecta; Diptera; Dolichopodidae. Gene Ontology annotation, biological process: negative regulation of DNA-templated transcription. Gene Ontology annotation, cellular component: nucleus. The record is from RefSeq and is a predicted model, not a curated record. Gene Ontology annotation, molecular function: transcription corepressor activity.